CUUUAAUAACCUUGACACAAUGUUAUGAUAUGUUUAUUGACAAUGGAGCUAUCUAAUGUUGAGGAUACCAAGAAUGAAGAAUCAUUAUGCAUUUGACCAUUUCAAUUCUAGUGUUUUUGGCGGAACUGCAAAUUGGAAAAGGGAAAAUAUCAUGGAAACUGUUGACCGAACGUGUAAUUUUCGGACGUGAUGUUCAACUUCAUUGUUAUUUGCCACAUAAAACGUGCUGUCCAACUAGGACAUGGAUAGGUGGUCAUGAUUAUAAAACUUUGACUCUCAAUGAAUGGUCAUCAAAUUAUACAAAAUAUGAAGAGCAUUUGAUAAACAAAAAUAGAACAUCAAUAUUAACUAUAAAGUCAUUUUCGGAAGACGACGUGGACAUCAUUUACCAAUGUACUUAUGGAUUUUCCAGUUAUGAAGCCGUUUUGGAGCUGACGAAGCACAGAUAUGAGUAUCACCCGGUCAUAUUGGUUCCUGUUACUUUGAGCUUCAACACGUCGUGUAUACAUACAACAAUAACAUUAGAAAAGGUUUUCCCCGAACCUCUGUGCAGUGCCUAUGCUGAUGAAAAGGCUAUUACAAAGGAAGCUCUGAAAGUAAUCUCAAAACAUGACGGGAUCUUUUACAAAUCAAAGAUUGACUUCGAGUAUAUUGUCGAUUCACAGCAUUGCGUUGGUUUGGUAACCAUUACUUGUACCAUUGGAAGUUCAAACAUAAUUAUUGCAAAAAAGAAGUUAUCGUGUCAAAAUAGUUAUUCAAACCAAAGCCGUCACCUUGCUCGAACAGGUUUCAUUGCCUCAAGCUCAUUUCAGGAAGAACCAUCGAUUGUUUCAACACUUUUGAUUGUACCACUUUUCCAUUUUAUCAAGUAAUUAAGUUCUGUACAUUUUAAUGUAUGAAAACACCAAAAACAUUAUAUCAAAUGUCUUUGUAAUGGUUUUUUAUAUAACAUGUUGAGUAUCAUUAAGUGUACCAGGUUAACCUCUUUAUCCUAUUUCAAAUAUAAAGAAAACCAUUUAAAUUUUCAGAAAAUAUAACUAUAUCUUCUAUUUAUAUCCUAUACAACAUAACAUUUAUAUGUUAAUUACUGAUAGAAAUAGUUAAUUAGUUUUACAGGUCUCUGUUUUCGUUUAACAAAAAUGGCUUAUUAUCGACGCCAGUCAAAUAAUCGUAACAUUAUCUUAUAUAGAUUUCAAAGUUGCAGAAUGACAUAAUUAAACAAUAUAAAGUAUCAACGCAAUGAUCUAACGUAGUUUUCUCAGGAGAAAAUGCUUCAUGACAUGAAUGUUUAUCAAAUAUAGGUACAAAAAUGAUAUUACAAAUAAGAGUUGUCAAGUAAUGCUAGACUGUUUAACUUUGUGUAUUAAACAGAAAAGAAUAUUUCUUGACAUACAAGUAUAAACAUGUUUUGAUAAUUUAAAUGCUUCAUAGUAGCAUGCCUUAAUCGUUUCCAACUCGGUUCUUAAUAGAUGACCUGCCAUUGGGGGCAUAAAAUUUUCGAGCAUGAUUAUCUGAGGGAUACAUUCAUAAUGUGAAAAUGUUAAAACAAGUCGUUGAGCAGACAGUAAACAUCUCCGCGAAAUUUCAUAAAAGUCAACGAAAGAACGAGAUCCCACAAGUCAAAUCUCUUUUUUCCACAAAAAAGUAUGUUCCUUUAGGAUAAGGGGAUCUGUCCCAUUUCUUUUUGAUUUUUAUACAGUGCCAUACAAAAACAUUGCAUAUUCAUGCAUGGCAAUGGUGUAGUUUAUUGUAAAGGAUAUACCAUUUGUUUUUUUAGGGGUAGUGUUAUAGACUUUAUACACAUUUUUCUUUCAUUUUCAAUGAAAAUCUCCAUCAAAGACCAAAAGUAUUAAAUAUGAACAGUUAUAGGUCAUAGUAAAACCUUCAACAUGGAACCUUGGGUCAAACUGCUUCGAGUGUCAAUGAGACAAUUAGUUGUUUGUCACAAUGUGUAUUUCACAAAUAUCUUUUCCAUGGCCUAAAUAUUACUUAUUAAUCCACUGCACUGAACGUUGCGAUUGCCUUGUGCGAUGUGUCCUAUGGCAAAUGUAUCAAUAAUAUAAAUAUAUUUUGAUCGUGUUUGUUUUAAAGAUAAUAUAGUAAUUUCGUUAAAAAAAUCAUAUUUAAAAAAAAAUAGAAAAGAAUAAAUAAACAGGGCACUUUAAAGUACUGAUUAUCAUUGUGUAUGUAGUUUUAAAACAACACAAAUAAGAAAACAACUAUGUAAAUUAUUAUCUUAAGUUCAGAAGUAAAAACAAAUAAUGACAGUCGAAUAAAACAUUCAUUUUCCUUGACUGCGGGAGAUAUGAAGACAAGUUCACCCCGAAAGUCAUAUGCCCUCGUGAUAUAUGAUUUUUCUUGGGUGAAAAAAAUCGUCAUAUCUCCCUCAAGCACGGAAAAUAUAUGCAUACUAUUCUACCCCCAGGAUGAAGAACCUUUCUUUCUAGUUAAUCUUUAAUCCCAUUGUCCACACCCAAAAAAAACAUAAGUCCAAAUAUCUGAAAAAUUUUGCCAGCACGGCUCCUAGAAAAAAGGGUUUCAAUAUAUUACGACACAAAGGCCAAAAAGAAAGAAAGUAUACCUAGAAGUGAGGGCAGUUCCCCUUAUCCUAAAGGAACAUACUUCUAUGCAAAGAGAUAGCUUCCAUAAAUUCAUGAAACAAAUAAUUCCUUUUGUUUAUUGACUUACGUGAAAGACUAACCCUCCCUUGUGUAUGCAAGGUAUAAUUAAAUAAGUGUAGUGUACACAAAAGUUAUCAAUACAGUGGAGGAAGAUACAAAGAUGGUAACUGAAACAUACUUGGAAAAUACAUUGAAAGGACUUCAUAUAAUAAAU
Molecule: messenger RNA, 2835 nt
Organism: Mytilus trossulus (common blue mussel)
Lineage: Eukaryota; Metazoa; Mollusca; Bivalvia; Mytilida; Mytilidae
Exons: 6
Coding region: 87-872 (261 amino acids)
Source: RefSeq, a predicted model, not a curated record